CUUGAACACUCUUCACGGACUCGCCCCUCAGCGACCAACUUUGAACAACAUGACAACGCUGUCUUUGUUGAAGCUCUCACACCAGUUAUUCGAGCCAAGGACUGGGCUCAGUUGACAAUGAGCUCACCAAACCAACUAGUUAACUAGUUAGGCAAUCCAUAACUUAUUUAACUAACGAUUUAAGUAACUUAUAAGUUUGCAGAAUGGGGAACUUUGUCUUCUCUCUCAGCUCCCCUGGUUUUAAAUCCAAGAGAGAGCACAAAAGUUAAGUUGUUGCCCAUCACCUACGAGUUUUCGGCUUCUGAGUUCUUGAAUUUAGUUGGAUAUUUCUUCCUGCAUUCUUGUGCGUUUUAAUCCGUUCCCGCAAGCAUCUGCACUGCACUGCCUACCAGCAGCGAAUUCGCUGAGCCUCGUGCUAGCGCUUGAGGAUUUCAUGUCUGCUCCUGGCCCUGAUGACUGCUCUUUUCCGUUUCUCUCUGCAUUGAGAUAGACAUUUUCAUAAGACUCUAUACUUCUCCUAGAAGAAUAUUGCAAGCGGCGCUCUUGAGAAAACACCCCGCUUCACCCGCUUCACCCGCUUCACCCUCUUACUCAACACGCCGUGACGCAGUUUGGCCACUUGAAGGCCGUCACGACCUCACAGGAGAAGCGCCGGUGCGACAAAGAAUGUCGCGACCCGAGCGCACUCCGGUAGUGGACUGCAUUUCUGCAGUCGUGACUACUUAUCUGAAUGCUACAAAUUUGGUCGAGCGCAUUAAGCGGACCAACAGCCGCCCUUUACCUGAAGAUGCCCUGGCAAGCCUGGAAAUCUCGCUUGCCCUUGGACCCCCCAUAGUACAGGGCCAAUAUGACUUGGACGUCAAGCGCAUUGGCCAAAAGUAUGUGUACGGGGACGAAAUUGCCCAGGAAGAUAUGAGAUUUAUUCUGUCGAGCCUACAGGCGACGCUCCUGGUCGGCCUACAGCGGGCAUUGAUGGACAAUCUCGAUCUAGACUAUAGCAGUUUGCAGGCGUCUUCGGACAGCAGUCGUGUCGACUCGAUAAUCUGCUUGAGUCAGCUGGGUCAACGCCUGGCCCCUAGCGUUCCAGGAUAUAAAGCGUCGAUCCUUUCACCCCCGGAUCCUGGAACUGUGGAAAUGCCUGCAUAUGGUGACUUGUCCGACCCGGAAUCUUCAUGUCUUUCGGUAGCCAAAAGCGUAUCCUCCGGAGAUACAAGGAGCCAGACUGAACUCUCCUUAUCACUGACCGUGGACUCAGAGAAUACGUCAGCCGCAGAUGGUGUCGUCAGCCCAACCACUACGGAAAGGGGAACCGGCAUUUUGGCUUGCCGACGUUCACUGCCCUACUUGCCAAAAGGGAGCAUCGAGCUACCAACCACUGAUAGCGAGCAGCUGCAAGGGAAUCGGAAUCGAUACAGCGGGGGCUCUGUUUCCAACAAUAGAAACAAUGGGACUCAAUACCCCAUCCCGACAAUAAGGGAAACUAGUGGUGAGCUUCUAUAUAGCCCGAGCUUAAGGGCUCCACAGCCACUGAGUUCCCGAGGUUUGCCUACCGACGCGAGGCCGCCAGGGUUCGAGCAGGAGCUUCAACAUUCACAAUACGGCUCUGAGCAAACCCAGCAGAGCAAAGACCCAAACAAUACUCCCGGAAUCAUACAGCAAACCCAACCCACGACGCUACCAUCCGCCGCGCUAUCGAAUAUCUGGGGGUUCAAACACCGUCAUUCAGCAUCAACACCAGAAGAUAUGACUCUCACGCUUUCCAUAUCAAGCUCGAGAGCCAACUUCUUGCCGACGUUGAGACGACGACCGCCGUCGAUGUCAGGGUCUUCCGGUACAAGCGCGUCCAUCUCGGAAAACGACACAGGGACCCUGUACCUACCUAGCGAAGAGAACAAAUACGCGGGGUUCUGUAAAGGUGCCUGGAAAAUGCAAACCGGUACAAGAAAGGCCAUGCGCGUCGCCCAACGGCCGGCAGGGAUGUUCUCGCAAGUCCUCUUCUGGCGCUGUAAGGAGUGUAACUUUGAAGGCCCCAUGAACCUCUCCUCCGAAAACCCCCCUUCCACAAGCAUGCACACACCCAGUUUCUCGCGCACAACACCCCUGGACCAACCAUCCCGCUCAUUUGACCAGCGCGUCCAAGUGCACCAGGGAACAGGUAUCCGCUACCGCUGGGCAUUCCUUGCUAAAUCUCACGCGUACUGCAAGAAAGUGCCACCGACCACUGACGGGUCAACAUGUAGCUAUGGAUGCAUCUACUGCUGUUCCGAGCAGCGGGGACCGGCGCCUAUAUUUGGGAAUGUGGAUACGUUCAUGGAACACUUGCGCACCCACGACGGAGCAAAUAUUCGGGGACAUAAGACAAGGCCGGAACAGGAGUUGCUGAAUCGGACAAAAUGCCUGAUGGGGAGGCUGGCGCAUGACCAGGAGGAGUUUGAUAUUAACAUUCCCCCUGUUUUGGCAGAGGUUCAGGGUUGAUUUUUUGGGGAAUACCGGUUAUCGCAGUCUGACGAUGGUUAUCUGCUUGGGGUGAAUCCUCUCGGUUGGAGCAUCUGGCCUCUCUUUGACAGGCCAUGUUUAUAAGUGCCCUAACUUCUCCUUUUUCUUUCUCUGCUUUUCAUUAUAUUUUUAUAUUUUCCAUCAUCCACUGCACACUUAAACACUCCAUGUAGCACAUCGUAUUUCUUGUUCUGCUUGUGAGGAAUUUGGUGAUUUAUGUUUUUUAAUUCAUGUUACCAUAGAUGAUUAUUUUUUGUCGUUAUUUCAUGUAUUGUACAGCUUUCUCGAAAUCGAGCCUACGAAUGAAUUUUUUUCCCCUCUCCCCUUUCUCCACUCAGCAUGAUAUGUCGUGUCAAUUGGCAAAAAUAAUUAAAUUCUGCCCCUGA
Messenger RNA from Blastomyces dermatitidis ER-3, 2882 nucleotides. RefSeq lists its product as uncharacterized. The transcript is spliced from 2 exons. The record is from RefSeq and is a predicted model, not a curated record. Bases 667 to 2475 code for a protein of 602 amino acids. Lineage: Eukaryota; Fungi; Ascomycota; Eurotiomycetes; Onygenales; Ajellomycetaceae.